AUGGAAACACUUUACACACUGGAAGGAUAUACAUUUAAAGAGCUGCUUGGAGAGGGGAUGUAUGCUGAAGUGUAUCUCGCAGAAAAGGAUAAGAAUUCGGUUGCAUUGAAGGUUAUACCCAAAGGAAAGCACAGAAAGAGAGGAACUAUGCAUGCGAAAAAGGAGAUUGCUGCGCUAAGCAAGCUGGGCGACACACCGGGUGUGGCUCACAUGAAGGAAUGGAAAGAGAGUGACAGCCUCUUCUUUAUUUCACUGUCGUACUUUAGGGGGUACAAUCUAUCGAAUCUUCCAUCUAUGCUGACUCAUAAUGAAGUUUUAUGCACCAGCCUCUCUAUUCUCGAAACUCUUAUGAGAAUGCACCAAUUCGGGGUAUACCACCUAGACAUUAAACCAGCGAAUGUAAUUGUAUCUAGGCAUGGUGUGCACUUAGUGGACUUUCGGCUGCUCAGUGGUUUCCUCAGAAGAGACAAUAAGCGGAAGCAUGCUUCCAUAUGA
Nematocida parisii ERTm1 is the source of this 495-nucleotide messenger RNA. Its product is annotated as serine/threonine protein kinase. Gene Ontology annotation, cellular component: cytoplasm; nucleus. The record is from RefSeq and is a predicted model, not a curated record. The transcript has a single exon. Gene Ontology annotation, biological process: protein phosphorylation; mitotic DNA damage checkpoint signaling. Gene Ontology annotation, molecular function: ATP binding; protein serine/threonine kinase activity. Lineage: Eukaryota; Fungi; Microsporidia. Bases 1 to 495 code for a protein of 164 amino acids.